This is a messenger RNA of Ordospora colligata OC4, 1464 nucleotides long. Its product is annotated as Suf domain-containing protein. Gene Ontology annotation, molecular function: protein binding; mRNA binding. The record is from RefSeq and is a predicted model, not a curated record. Gene Ontology annotation, biological process: mRNA 3'-end processing. Bases 1 to 1464 code for a protein of 487 amino acids. NCBI's taxonomy places the organism in Eukaryota, Fungi, Microsporidia, Ordosporidae. The transcript has a single exon. Gene Ontology annotation, cellular component: nucleus.
AUGGAAGAGAAGACAUUAGAAGAGCCACGGAAUCCUUCUGAGGUUUUAGAGCGUGCCCGGAUGCUUUAUGGAGGUAAGGACCACCGUGGACUGGAAGGGCUGUUUGGCAAGUACCUGCGUAAGUCUUAUGACCUGGAGUUCUGGAUACUGUAUGUUGAGUAUGUGAAGAAGGUGAGCCAGAAGAAGUUCAAGCUGUAUGAGGUUUAUGAGUUUACGCUUGGGCAGUUUGAGCAUUACUGGGAUCUUAUUGGGUUAUAUAAGGAGUAUAUUGAGGAGCUGGGCAAGAUUGAAGACGAGCAGCUGAGGAUUGAGAAAAUACGGAGUGCAUACAUGAAGGCAUUGCAGACGCCGAUGGGAUCGCUAGGCGAGCUAUGGAAAGCAUUUGAGAGCUUUGAACUUGAUCUGAAUAAGAUUACAGGGAAGAAGAUAGUGAAUGACAUGCUUGCGGUGUUCCAGAAUACUUUCCAGCGGUAUCAGAUGAUACAACCGCUUGUGAGGAGCUGGAGUGUUGCGAGUGCUUCUGAGCUGAUUGAUGUAGAGGUUGAGAUGGGACAGAAGCUUAGUGAGAAAGCUUAUGAGUCACGGAUGCAUUUUAUACACAACUAUAUUCUUGAUUCUUUUCAUUAUGCACAAGAGGUUUAUUUUUUCUACAGCGAGUAUUUGAUUGGGAUAGGACAGAAGGAAAAGGCGAAGAAGAUGGUGGAGAGGGGAAUUGAGAUGAGUGAUGGGAUGUUUCUGCCACUUUAUUACGGGUUAGUGAUGGAUGAGGAGGAGGUUUAUAUGGACCUGCAGAAGCGAUAUGCAGGAGAAGAAGGCAGACAUGAGAAGGAAGCAGAUCUUGUUUCAAUAAAUCACCUGAGUUAUGUGCUGAAGAAGAAGGGACUUGAAGCGUUUCGGAAGAUGUUUAUUGAACUGAGUAGUGGACGAAUUGGGCCGCAUGUUUAUGUGUAUUGUGCGUUUGUUGAAUAUUAUGCUACUGGAAGUAAAACAACACCUUAUAACAUUUUUUCGUCUGGAUUGCAGAAGCAUCCUGAGAGUGUGCUUCUCAAAGAGGAGUUUUUUCUGUUUCUACUGAAGAUUGGAGAUGAGGAGAAUGCAAGGGCGCUUUUUAAACGAUUUGAAAGGACAUGGAGGAUGUGGGAUGCGAUGAUUGGAUAUGAGUUUAUGGUGGGCAGCAUGGAUCUGUUUAGAGAGCUUGUUGGACAGAAGAUGGCGUCGAUCAAGAGCGGGACGAUUGUUGAGGAUGCAUAUAGAAAGGAGGAGGGAAGACAAGCUGGAGGGAUGCUUGGGAGGUAUUGUAGCUUUGUUGAUUCGUUCAGCUUCCUUGAUCUGAGGAUUGGGGACGAAUCGAGGGUUGUUGAUGAGUUUAUUGAGAAGCUUCCUGAGGUUAGCCGAGCAAGCAAUGUGCUUUCGAACCUGAGAAUCGAAGGCGUGAUUGAGCUCCUGAAGGGCAUGAGCUGGUGA